This is a messenger RNA of Dicentrarchus labrax (European seabass), 802 nucleotides long. It is a transcript of the gene ufc1, whose product is annotated as ubiquitin-fold modifier conjugating enzyme 1. Lineage: Eukaryota; Metazoa; Chordata; Actinopteri; Moronidae. Gene Ontology annotation, biological process: protein K69-linked ufmylation. Bases 215 to 730 code for a protein of 171 amino acids. The record is from RefSeq and is a predicted model, not a curated record. Gene Ontology annotation, molecular function: UFM1 conjugating enzyme activity. Gene Ontology annotation, cellular component: cytoplasm. The transcript has a single exon.
UGUGAAGGGUUUUAUUUUGAAAAUCCAGUAGAGGAAGUGUUUGCUGUUGACUCGAGCAGCUUCCGCGUGCGGUCAGACCGCAAGUCCACGUCAUAACAGGGAGAACUGAAGACAGACUCAGUGAGACCCGGUCCCAGAGUGAGACCCGGUCCCAGAGUGAGACCCGGUCCCGGACUGAACCGUCUUUAAUUAAAACCGGAUCUCCGGACAGGAAAUGGCGGACGAGGCCACGCGCCAGGCGGUGUCUCAGAUCCCGCUGCUGAAGACGCACGCGGGGCCGCGGGACCGCGCGCUGUGGCCGCAGCGGCUGAAGGAGGAGUACCAGGCCCUGAUCCGGUUUGUGGAGCAGAACAAGGGGGCCGACAACGACUGGUUCCGGCUCGAGUCCAACGCGGACGGCACGCGCUGGACGGGCACGUGCUGGUUCAUCCACGAGCUGCUGCGCUAUGAGUUCCGGUUGGAGUUCGACAUCCCGGUCACGUAUCCGGUCACCGCGCCCGAGGUGGCGGUCCCGGAGCUGGACGGGAAGACCGCCAAGAUGUACCGGGGCGGGAAGAUCUGCCUCACGGACCACUUCGCGCCGCUCUGGGCCCGGAACGCGCCGCGCUUCGGUCUGGCGCACCUCAUGGCGCUGGGACUCGGACCGUGGCUCGCUGUGGAGGUCCCAGACCUGAUCAGCAAGGGGCUCGUGGUCCACAAAGAGCAGCAGCGCGACGCGGCGGCGGAGUGACGUCACCGGCCCACCAACACCUGAGCACGAGGGCCGGAGAGUGACCGACAGUAAAAGCGACGAGAAAAUGAA